AUGGCUGUCCACGUUGGAUCCUCGUCUGAAUGGCGACAAAUCCUCCAGUCCACCAUCGUGGUGGCUGACUUCCACGCCGACUGGUGCGGUCCUUGCAAAGCAAUCGCGCCGACAUUUGAAUCCCUUGCAACCAAAUUCUCCAAACCGAAGCGCAUCACGUUCGCCAAGAUCAACGUUGACAACCAGAGGGAGAUCGCAUCCCAAUAUGGCGUGCGCGCCAUGCCUACCUUCAUGAUCUUCAAGAACGGCUCUGCCAUCGAGACCUUACAGGGACCAAGCCCGCCAGCUUUGACUGCCGCAAUCGAGAAGGCUGUCAAGCUGGCAGGUCCAGCCGCUGGGGGAGGAUUCAGUGUGCCAGGGCGCACCCUAGGAGGCAGCGGUCCUGCUGGACAGUCCCGGCAGUCGCUUCGAAGGCCGAUCAAAUGGGAUCUGAACAAUUUUCUCAACGCGAUCAUCAAUUUCUUUGGACUGUAUUUGGUCUCGUUGUUCACGUUUGACCCCUACAAAGCUGCCGAAGCUUCGAAAUACAACGUUCACAAUCCUGUUGCACCGGCCGCUACCCCGAAUGAUUCUGCGACAGGUGGUGCCGUGAAGAAACCAGCUCCCAAGGCCACAUUCCGGACUUUGGCCGACUUGGGAGGCGAUUAG
This is a messenger RNA of Diaporthe amygdali, 648 nucleotides long. RefSeq names its product 37s ribosomal protein rsm22. The transcript has 3 exons. The record is from RefSeq and is a predicted model, not a curated record. The coding region runs from base 1 to 648 and encodes 215 amino acids. NCBI's taxonomy places the organism in Eukaryota, Fungi, Ascomycota, Sordariomycetes, Diaporthales, Diaporthaceae.